Molecule: messenger RNA, 2874 nt
Organism: Onthophagus taurus
Lineage: Eukaryota; Metazoa; Arthropoda; Insecta; Coleoptera; Scarabaeidae
Gene: pxb
Product: putative Hedgehog signaling attenuator pxb
Source: RefSeq, a predicted model, not a curated record
CUUAGUUUCCAUUCCGUUUCCAUGAAUAGACGUCGGUUGUUGACGAGCUUUUUUUAGUUCCUAUCACGUAAGCACGAAAGCUCAGUGUGCGGUCGGCACAAUAAAACCGGAUUAUUGCAGUUUUCUGUUUCGUAUUCGGUUCCUUGUUUAUAAGACCGCUUCCGUCGAGGCUAUCAACGCUAAUUUAGGAUUACUUCCUGCCAAAUCCAAGAAUAUAUCUUCCACUGUGUUCUUUUUUUAAAUACAAUCUUAAUUUGUAUUUGGUGUUAAUUAUUUAUAUUUUUUCUUUAUAUUAUGUUUUGUGUUUCGUGAAGUGUUACAUUAAAAGUUUCGAAGAUGAACAUUUUGUUUUUUGUUGGAUUUAAUCUACAUGAAAUUAUGAUACGCUAACACCGCCUGUUCUGAUCCUCCUCAUCGGGCGCGAGGGUCUAUGGCCAGACCACCAGACUUCCAUCGCACCACUGAGGAGCCAGGCGUCGAAGGCGAAAGCAUGUGGUCCAUGGACGCCACUGCAGGGGGCGCUGAGUGCGAUUGCGCUGGCCCUCCACCUCCCCAGUUUAUGCUACCACCACCGCCGCGGCCCCCUUUUCUUCAAUCUGCCGACCCCACAUAUUGUACUGAAGAUCCGCUACCAAUUGAAACUUGCGAUGCAUUACCGCUGAUAGAUGCCAGUUACCGUAGCAGUCCUUCCUUCCAGACCUCGGCUGUGAUAGUGCUGUGUUCCGUGUUGCUCGGACUCGCUGUCUUCAUAGGAAUUAUACUAGUUUGGAAACAUAAGAGAAAAGUACAAAACUUCCUACCGUGCAAGAAUUCGCCGCAAACUAAUAGGGAUGGACCCACCACAGCUGGAGUUAUCUACGAAGAUCUGCACGAAAUAAUGCCAAGACCGACGCCGCAACAUCACGCGGGCGUCGCUCACGUCGUAGCCUCGUCCAUCGAGAUGAAUGACGUAAAAAAUAACAUUCACUACCCCAGUGGUUAUCCAAUAUCUCAACAUCCGCCGGUUUUCUUGUGUUCAUCGCCCGGACCAGAUCCAUACUCAUCGCAAGAUUUGUACAAUCCCGUUUAUGAAGAAUUAAGUGACGCAGAAAGUGAAUUACCUCACGCCGGACACAGUGAAGAUGAAUUUGCGGAAGAUGAAUUGAGUUUAGCAGGUGAAGCUGAAAGACGGUUAAAUCUCCCUCCACCUGUUUACCGAACGGAACAUCCGCGUAGAGACGGACAAAGAUAUCGAAGACCACAAGAACCGUUACCACCUUUACCAGGAAAUAAAAGACAUCGAAGUUUGGAUAGGAGAAGACAAGAAUUUCACGAGGGAAUGUUUUUGGACGCUUUGUUGCAAUUGUAUCCUCGAGUUGGUAGUGUUGGCCCACCCACUAGAAGACAAAUACCGAGUAUAACGCAAAGGUUGCAGUGCAUAUCUCCAUCUCCGGGUCCGUAUGAAACCGUUCCAGUUUUCGGGCAUUUGGCCACGUUUCGGCCGGUUCCGAAACCGUAUUCGCAGGAUUCAGCGUUUGGAUCCGAUUCUGGAUAUAGUAACCAUACUAGUGGAACCAGGGGGUCUGGGAGAGGUCGUCGAGAUCCAAGGAGGUUGUCGCAGUUGAGUGCAGAUUUGGCACUUACGUGAAACAGGAAUCGAUUUGAUAUGAAGGACUUGAAUUUGUGAUACAAAAACACGUAAAAAAGCUAUUAAUCGUAUCAUUUUGACUUACUAUAUUCUUUUAAAAAGAUAUAAAGACGUUUUAUGGAGGUUUAACAAUCACUUUUGCACCCGUAUAUCAACGUGAAAUCAUGUAAAUAGUAUAGAGAUUAGGUUAUUUGUUUUAAUAUAAUAUACAAACUGAUUUUAUUUUUUUUAUGUUUAAAACAUCAUCCAUUAAAAGUUUUAAAGUCAAUUGAAUGAGAUUGUCCAAAAUGAAAAUCUUUUUGUAUAUUACAAAAUAAAUCUUCUGUAACCGAUAACACCUCUAUCUCACGUUACAAUUUUUGCAAGUAAUUCGCAAUAACAUUCCACAUUGUCGAGUUUAUGAAGUAUAUAUCGCUUCUUUUUUGUAUAUAAUUUCGUCAACCAAAGUUCUUUCUUGUAUCCGCUCGACGAAAAUGUAAAUUUUGUUAAUACCUUCCUCUUAUUUAUUUUUGUACAUAAAUUUAGUAUAUAAGUAAUCGUUCCAAACACUGUCUAUUGUUGAGACGCGAUCAUAUUUUUCUAUCUCUCAUCUAUUAUAUCACGUACUUAAUUAAAAAAUAAGAAAUUAUAAAAAAGAAUUAGAUCUAUAUCGUAAAUAAACUACUUACUUGUAGUGGGUAGGGUAACAAGUUUUUUAUAAUAAAGUAAUUUAAAUUUAUACUACGUUAUGGAAAACUUUUAAAUUUCGAAAGAGACACACUUUUACACUGAGAGAGAUAGAUCUAAACUUGAUAAUUAAUAAUAAUAAUUAAUACUGUAUCCCAUUUUAGAAAGAGGAGAAAAUCACCUGGCUAAUAAAAUAUGAUUAGAGUGCAAAAAAAUAUCCUCAUAGUGGUAGUUUUGGUUAGACAAAUUUCGAAAGAGUUUUACAGGGUAUUAAUUUCAGUUUCAUAAUAAAAAUGAAAAAUAAUAAUAAUAAACCGAAAGAAAAAAAGUGAGUUACACCGAAAACAGACGACAUCGUAUAGUCAGUGUUUGUCCGUACUAGUCCAAUUUAAUUAAAAAAAAUUAAACUAUUACUUCGAAUUUGCGUGUGAGGCGCACGUGCCGCAAUUACUUAUUUGUAAAUAAAUAUUUUCGUGCGUGUCGCAUUUUUGACACUUGCGCUCACUCGCAAAUGUACAUACGAAAAUAUUUUGUUAUUGUUUUAUUUUAAUAACGAAAAUCGAAUAUUUAAUUUAUAAAUA